AUGAUAUUUCGCGGUAGUUCUGCUCAUUAUUGUUUUAAUAUACUUUUAAUAACAUUUUCAAACCUAAGAGUUAUUGAUCCAUUAAAAGUAAAUAAUAUUUCAAAAAUCCUUUCAAAAUACCCAGUAUUGGAUGAAAGAAAAUUAUUGACCAAUGAAGUUUUCUUAAAUGACUCAAGCAUCGUUGAUUAUGAAAAAUUAUUCAAUGAGACAACAAUAUUUCCACAAACAAAAAUCAAAAUUAGUUCAUCUGUGUACCCAGUAAAUUAUAAUUUUCUUCUGGAAAAUGAAACGACCACUGUUCCAUCAUCAGCAUUAGGUUAUCAAGCAGAAAAUUCGAACACAGUCUCUGAAAUUAAUAACAUAACUUCCAAUAAUGGUAAAUUCAACGAUUCAGUGAACAGAGAGAUACCUGAACCGCCUCUUUCUAAAUGCGAUGAAGAUUUUGUUGAUAACGAUACAAAUGAUAAUAGUAAUGAAGAAAAUAAUGAUGGAGGCAAUUCGAUUUUCAAGUAUUCUACAGAAUACAAUUUGGUCGUUGGAGAUUUAUUGAUAACGAGUUCAAACGAUUCAUCACUUACCGUAGAAUGGAAGCCUCCGACCAAUUCGAGCGAUUUUGAAUAUUACAUCUUAAAAUGGACUGGAGGAAGUAGCACGAGCAAAUGUUAUACAGCCAAUACAACAACCAAUUAUACAAUCACACAUUUACAAUCUUGUACUAAAUAUGUUGUUAGUGUCUCACCUGCAAAAACUAAUAAUACUGGGCAAGAUAUCACUGUGAUUGGUAUAACUAGAUUGAUAGUUGACAAGGAUCAGCUGAAUUUAAAAAUCACCGGGAACAGUACUGAUUGGUUAGCAAUUAGUUGGUAUAUACCAGGACGUGAUGAUUGUAUAAUAAAAAAUGUGAUAACAUACUGCCAUACAAAUCUAUGCGAGGAAGCUAACGUUACUCAAACUCUUUACAAUGCCACUAAUUUAUUACCGUGCACUACAUAUCAUUUCUCAGUUUCUCUUCAUGGAGAAAAUGGAGAAUUUGGUAGUACUAACAUUUCUGGAGUGACUGGAUUUUUGAAACCAAGUGCACCAUCCUCUGCAUGGUCUUUACCGCAAAAUGAUUCUUUGAUUAUCUUUUGGAGCAAACCAAUUGGGGCAUCUUGUGUGAUCUUGUAUCGAAUAACAAUAUACCAAGAUCACCCAUAUAACAAUGCAUUCAAAGAAAAUACGACCACUGGAUAUCAAAUAAUGUUUAAUAAUCUGCAAUCAUGCAGUGUUUAUAAUGUUAUUAUUGUUCCCAUCGAUCAGUUCGGAAAUGACAGUAGUCCUUAUAUUUUUUAUUCUAACAAAACGUUAGCUCCUAUCCCAGAAGUUCCUCUGUACCUGUCAUCAGAUCCUGGAAAGAAUGAAAUAGCGAUUGCAUGGCAAUUAGAUAUCAAUGAAUUCAACAAUUGUGGAAAUAUGAAAAUUUUGACAGUUUGUAAUUAUAAUAAAGUUCUUGGUUUGGGCUAUAAUGGAACUAACAGUAGUUCCUCCAUAAAUAUUACUGAAGAAUUUAUCCAGAGAAUAAUUACUACCACAAUAAAUUCUCUUUCACCACACACUGAAUAUGAAUGUUUUAGUAUAACUUCUAAUGAUCGUAAGAACAGUAGUAAAAGCGAUCCAGUUUUAUUAAAAACUUCAGAAGACAUAUCUACUUCUCCAGAGUUAUCCGUAUUUAAUAACACAGAUAAAAAAUUUUCAUUCAUUUGGAAACUACCAGUCUAUCUACCAGGCCAUAUAUCAAAAUUUGAAGUUAAUUUUACGUGGUAUUAUAAAUUUCAUCAACCGAUAUGGUGCAGUAAUUUUUCAGGCAAGAGUGAAUACAGUAUUAUUCUCAACGGGAGUACAUCGUCAUUGUCAUAUGAAAAAGCAUAUCCAUUUUCUAGCUACCAAGCGUCAAUUCGAGCAAAAACGCUGGCUGGUUGGGGUAAUUAUAGUGAUAGUGUGUCAUUUGCAACACAUCCUGGUGCACCAGGACCAGUAUCUAAUCUCACCUAUAUUUUCAAAAAAGUCUCUGAUGAUGCUACCAAUCUCGAAGCUUUUCUAUCGUGGGGACUUCCUUGCUUUAUAAAUGCAGUAAAAAUAGAACAUUUCGUAGUUACUGGAAUCGGAACUAGAAACAAUUUUCCAAAUCACGAUUUGAAUGCAACCAUCAUGUCACAAAUAUGUAUUGAUGAUAUGUGCACGGUCAAGUUGCAAUUGAAGGAUGAAUAUACGUACUAUUUUUCUGUAGCUGGAAAGGUUAAAGAUGUUAAAUCUUUAGGAGUUGCAGAAGAAAUCACAUUAUUAUACCCAGCUGGCGUUCCAUCAGAUCCAAAAACUGAGUACCUUGAUCAAAUUACGAUUGAUCCUUACAAAACUCGGAAAACAACGUACUCGGCAACAAUUUUACUACCAUUGUUUCUGAAUACUCAUGGUGAAAUAAGAUGCUAUGCCGUAAUCGUUGCAAAAGCUGGAUUUAACUAUGGAAACUUUUCUAGAAAUGACUUGAAAGCUGGAGAAUGGCCCUCGAUAGCUUCUUGGAUUGAAUCUGCACAAAAAGGAUUCACAAUACCUUAUCAAGCGUCUAAAUUUUGCAAUGACUCGCAUGAGCCACAUGUCGUAGAUUAUGGAAAGUUAAAGGCUAUAAAAUUUCAAAUUGGUGAAGAUAUUGAAACUUGUCCUGAAUUGUCAAAGAUUAAAGUGUCGUAUUGCAAUGGUCCUUUGAACCCUGAUACUUGGUAUGAUGUCAGGAUGAGGGCAUUUACUGAUGGCGGAUAUCGAGAUUCUAGAAUAUUUCAAAUUAAAACAAACGCCGAAUUACAAGUAUCCUUAAUAAUUGGAUCGAUAGUUGGUAUUUUAUCAGUAGGAGUUCUUAUCACUAUAUUUUUACUUGUAAAAAAAUGUUCAGUUCAAACAGUAUUACGGCGAUUAUUAAACUCAAAUAUGCCAGGAUCUCCAGUUCCGGCACCAUUUAACCGACGGAAGUUCAUAAUUCACUGUCAACAACUAGCUGACAAUCCCGGGAAACUCAGUAAUGAAUUUCAAUUAUUGCAAACAUUGAGUUUAGACUUACAAAUGCCAACAAAUGCUGGAUGUCUUCAUGCGAAUAGAAAAAAAAAUCGUUAUGCUGAUAUUCUUCCUUAUGACUUUUCAAGAGUUAAGUUAGAUAUUAUCGAUAAUGAUCCAAAUAGUGAUUAUAUAAAUGCAUCAUUUAUAAAGGGAUUUAGUAAUGAAGAAGAAUACAUAGCAUGUCAAGCGCCGAAAGAAGAAACAACUUAUGAUUUUUGGCGUAUGGUAGAACAAUAUAAUGUGAGAUUGAUUAUAAUGCUAACGUCACUCAUAGAAAAUAACAAGGAAAAAUGUUGCCAAUAUUUUCCGACAAUUCGUGAAACUUUUACAUAUGAAAAAAUGUCGAUAAGAUGUUCGUCUGAAUUUGACUACAGAUCCUACACUCAAAGGACAUUGGUUCUUCAAAAAGACGAAGAAAAAAGAAUAAUAGUCCAUUUACAGUUCAAAGAUUGGCCGGAUCAUGAUGUUCCUGAAGAUUUUGAUGCUAUGAUUAAUUUUUGUCAAAUCAUGAGACGCAAUAUAAAUGCUAGUCGAAAUUUAGUAGUUAUUCAUUGCAGUGCAGGCAUCGGUAGAACCGGAACACUGAUAGCGAUAGAUAUUAUACUUCAGCAUCUGAAAGAUAAUAGAAAGUUAGACGUGUUUGGUACUGUUUAUCGACUGCGACAGCAAAGAAUAAAUAUGGUCCAACGAGAAAGUCAAUAUACUUUUAUUUAUAACUGCAUAAAACAAGUAUUGAAAAAUCCACACUUUUCAAAAAGCUAUAAACCACCGUAUGGAAGUCAAUGUGUGAGACCAUCAUAUGAAGACAAAAGUGAACUGAAGCAUAGUAAUGUUUUGACGAUAAAUCAAAAUGAAAGUAUUGAACUUGAUUCCGAUGCGAGAUAAAUAAUUGUGCACUAUAAUAGUAAUUGUUAAUUGUUCCUAUUUAUAAUCUAUAUCAGUAUAAAAAUGGGUUUGUGUCCAUACAUUAAACUUUUUACCCAAAACAAUUUACUGAUAAAGCUUCACACGAGCGUGAGACGUUUUUGAGAAUUGUUUAGACCUUACCGAGGCUACAUAUGGAAAGACCCAAGAGUCUCGUUAAACGUUUUUUCAUAAUAUUUUUAUUCCC
Cotesia glomerata is the source of this 4195-nucleotide messenger RNA. RefSeq names its product phosphatidylinositol phosphatase PTPRQ (gene Ptp52F). NCBI's taxonomy places the organism in Eukaryota, Metazoa, Arthropoda, Insecta, Hymenoptera, Braconidae. The record is from RefSeq and is a predicted model, not a curated record. The coding region runs from base 1 to 3969 and encodes 1322 amino acids. The transcript is spliced from 17 exons. Gene Ontology annotation, biological process: protein dephosphorylation. Gene Ontology annotation, molecular function: protein tyrosine phosphatase activity; protein binding.